Molecule: messenger RNA, 2160 nt
Organism: Owenia fusiformis
Lineage: Eukaryota; Metazoa; Annelida; Polychaeta; Sabellida; Oweniidae
Source: the annotation of a GenBank genome assembly
GCAUCCUGUUCCCAGUCCUAAACACAGGGGAAUCACCAUUAAGUCUGUACUGUAGUAUUAUUCAAACAUCAAUUGAUAUAAGUGGAUAAUUUAUUGAUUCACAAGAGUUACAACAAAUAUUGCUCCUGAUAAGAGUUUCUCUCACAUGUUGGAACACGGGUCUUCGUGAACUUGAAUACAACAAUGCACGGACGCUCAACUAAAGUACAUUUUAUUUCAGUGGAUAUUAAGAUUUCUGCCCAAGAAAACAGAUAUAAAAGUGGCAAAUACAUGGGCAAAACUCCAGUGACAAACUACAGAAAAUCAUAGCUGGUAGCUGAUUCUAGCUGCUUUAUAUAUGAUGGAGGAGAAAAAGAAAUUGGAAGACCCGAUCGUUCAAUCGGGGGAAGAUAAUUUUGAAAUUGAACCUGCAAGCACUGGUGAUGGAGGGUUUGAAGAGAUCGUCUGGUACAGAAGGCACGAUAUUUGGGCUUGGUUCGGUGGUAUACUGUUCAUCCUUGCCCUCAUGGGAGCUAUGAUGGGAAUCGGAGAAGCAAGGGGAUGGGACGCUGCUGCAGGACACACUCAUAAUACUAGUGCAACAUCGCUAGACCGUUUCCUCCCGGAGCCAUAUCUCGAAGAGCCGGGUGUGAAAUGGCGGUCAGGAGCUGAUAGAACCGGUCUCUGGUAUUAUUGGAAACUGGACCCUGCCAAGGUGACAGCUGCUAGUAGGGCCUUUAUGUGGAUCGGUUACGCUGGUCACCAGCUUUCCAUAUGGUUUGUGACCUAUAGGGCGCAGGUGGCAAAGGCCUCUAGGCCUUUCGGCGAAAAGAAGUACACGCCUUUUAUGGACAAAUACAAUUGGGCAGCGUUCGGAUUGAACGCAUUCUUUCAUAUACUACAUUUAAUUAAUACACACACUACAUAUGAUGCCACAGCGCAAGAUGUUUCAAUUGCAAGUUCCCAAGGAUCUGUCAUCAUGGCUUUGUGCUUUGUCAUAUUUUUAGAAUACAGCGAACGUGGACUUUGGUUAGGAUGGCCAGGGCCGAACGAUCAUGACAAAGUGGCCAAGAAAAUACGAACAGCACCAUUGGAAGCUGUAAGACUAAUGCGAAAAUACCAUGGUUAUGCCAUAUCAUGGGCUGCCAUAUACACCUUCUGGUACCAUCCUAUGGAGAACACCAUCGGUCACGCAUUUGGUUUCGUCCACACCUGGUUAUUAGUAUUGCAAGGCAGUCUCAUGCACACUAAAUUUCAUCAAAACAAAUGGUGGCGAUUCAUCCUCGAAGCAUGGGUCACUAUUCAUGCGUUGCUAGUAGCUCUUCAAACUGGAGACCCGAACGUACUCAAUGGGACUCUACUUUGGCCAAUGUUCCUGUUUGGCUUCCUCUUUACUCUUUGCUUUACUUGGAUAUACAUUUUUCCAUUCUGGUCAAAAAUAUCAGGAUGGUUCCGUUUGGCCCCCGUUGUACUCUACUUCGCGGCUACGAUCGGUAGUUACAGUCAGAUUCUAGACAGACAAGGACGGCCAUUUACAAGAUUACAGGAAAUUAUUAGAAUACCAGGCAUAAUAUAUAUCUUCUUCUUCGUAAUCUGGGGAUUCGUCGCCCUUUUCCAAUUAAUUGACAAAAAGAUCAACGGAGGUCCUACCACUAAGGCCCCUUCGGCCGGACAACAAGUCGGUUUGAUAUUUGGAUUUCUAUUCGGAUAUGCUGUGAUGAUUGGCGUAUCUAUAAUGUUUCAUGUACUAGACUGGCAGACCCAAAUGUUCACGUUAAUGGCUAUUUUAGUUGCUUUAUUUACUAUAGGUGUCGCUGCUACCAGUGUCUGCUUGCAUAGACUAAUCCCAGCGAGAAUCAGUGCAAAAAUUGAAGACAUGGAUGUAUCCAAUCAAGUUGUGCUGACGUCCAUUGUGCCCAAGGGCGGCCAACAAAAUAAUGGCUAUGACCAAUCAACAGAACAAAUAGUGCAGACAAAAUCUGUGUAGAACAAAUAGGCUUAAAUACAGGGUGGGCAAAAAGUAAUUUCUAUUCCAUAAUUUGAAUUGGGGAUUGUUUUUGCCCUACCCUGUAAAAACAGCAACUUCAUAUUGACAACUAAUUUUUUAAGAUUACAUUUCACAUAUGUAACAUUCCUGUGUAAAAAUGCUUGCAAUAAUAUAAUAUGAUAAAUACAAUGAUU